Messenger RNA from Suricata suricatta (meerkat), 525 nucleotides. Its product is annotated as WASH complex subunit 1-like. The transcript has 3 exons. Bases 1 to 525 code for a protein of 174 amino acids. NCBI's taxonomy places the organism in Eukaryota, Metazoa, Chordata, Mammalia, Carnivora, Herpestidae. The record is from RefSeq and is a predicted model, not a curated record.
AUGGUGGGCCGCGGCCGGGAUCUCCACACCGAAGAGGCCGCGGCCACUCCAGUGCAGAGCAAAUACAUUCAGGGAGACUCGGACAAAGGAGCUGGAUACCCUCCACCAGAGUCCUUCCCCGGGAACCCUGAAAUCCGUUUCUCCAGCGUAUCCCCUUACUUACCCUACGAUCGCUUGGGCGCCGCCAUCGGCGGCGGCGACGGCGGCGACGGCUGUGGAAGGAGCGCGGUGGCCCAGCAGCGGCCCCGGGGACCCCGCGCUGCUGACGGCGGUCGCCGAGACUCGCUGAGCCCGCGGGUCUCUGAGGCUCGGGCCCCAGCGCCUCCCCCGGACUGGCCCCCGCCCCUCCCGCGGCCCUCCUCUCUCGUUUCUCCUCCUCCGUCCCUCCUCCCUCCUCCCUUGUCGCUCGCGGGCCGGGCCCGGCAUGGUGCGGCGUCGCCGCCGAUGGCGCUGAGGCGGAGCAUGGGGCGGCCGGUCCUGGAGACCCCAAUUCUGCCGGCCCUACACACGAAGGUCCCACUCUGA